Molecule: messenger RNA, 972 nt
Organism: Indicator indicator
Lineage: Eukaryota; Metazoa; Chordata; Aves; Piciformes; Indicatoridae
Gene: CDK5R2
Product: cyclin dependent kinase 5 regulatory subunit 2
Exons: 1
Coding region: 1-972 (323 amino acids)
Biological process (GO): positive regulation of cyclin-dependent protein serine/threonine kinase activity; brain development; activation of protein kinase activity
Cellular component (GO): cytoplasm; protein kinase 5 complex
Molecular function (GO): cyclin-dependent protein serine/threonine kinase activator activity; protein kinase binding
Source: RefSeq, a predicted model, not a curated record
AUGGGCACGGUGCUCUCCCUCUCCCCCGCCGCCUCCUCGGGCAAGGGCGGCGGCGGCGGCGGCGGCGGGGGUUUGCUGGCCGACAAGGUGCCGGGAAGGGUGCCGGGCAAGGGCGAGAGCCGGCUGAAGCGCCCCGGCGUGCUCAUCUCUGCGCUCACUUGGAAGCGUCUGGUGGCCGCCUCGGCCAAGAAGAAGAAGAAUACCAAGAAGGUGACGCCGAAACCCGGCGGCGGGGCCCCGGGAGGGGACCCAGGCCAGCCCGACGCGCUGGUGGUGCAGCGCAACCGCGAGAACUUGCGCAAGUCGGUGGUGGGGCCGGCUGACGGUGGCAAGCAGGGCCCCCUGGCCGUGCCGGUGCCCACCGUGCCUUCGGCACCUCAGGAGCUGCACCCGGGCUCCGGCGGGGGCAAGCCUCCACCGCCACCGCCGCCGGCCGGCAGCCGCGGCCCGGGGUCCCCGCGGCGGGUGGUGGUGCAAGCGUCCACCGGCGAGCUGCUGCGCUGCUUGGGGGACUUCGUGUGCCGCCGCUGCUACCGACUGAAGGAGCUGAGCCCCGGCGAGCUCAUCUCCUGGUUCCGCAGCGUGGACCGCUCGCUGCUGCUGCAGGGCUGGCAGGACCAGGGCUUCAUCACCCCGGCCAACCUGGUGUUCGUCUACCUGCUGUGCCGGGAAGCGCUGCGGGGAGAAGACAUCGGGAGCCAGGCCGAGCUGCAGGCCUCCUUCCUCACCUGCCUCUAUCUCGCCUACUCCUACAUGGGCAACGAGAUCUCCUACCCGCUCAAGCCCUUCCUGGUGGAGGGCGACAAGGGCCGUUUCUGGGAGCGCUGCCUGGGCAUCAUCCAGCGCCUCAGCGCCAAGAUGCUGCGAAUCAACGCGGACCCGCACUACUUCACGCAACUCUUCCAGGACCUCAAGAGCGAAGGCGAGGGCGGAGACGGGUCCAAGCACUGGACGAUCACCCUGGACCGUUAG